CUUAUAUACAUACAAUUUACAAACCCCAGAAUCCCCAAUCUAAAAAUUCAGAAACAUGUCCUACUCCCAUUACACCACAGGCAACACCACCUCCCCUUCUGCACCGCCGGUGCCGGAAAACCAAUCACAACCCGGCGUCGGUUACCCCUACCAACGUCCACCCCAAUCUCAACAAUCUAAUUACAAUUACAAUUACGGGCAGCCGCAGAACCCGACUAGUGCUGGUGGGUAUGGUUCGCAAUAUGGAUACGCGCCACCGACGCCAUCGUUUCCACCAGGUACUCACCCGGAAAUUAUCCGGAACUUUCAGAUGGUAGAUUCAGAUCGGAGCGGGUUUAUAGAUGCCAAAGAAUUGCAGCGGGCUUUAUCUUCUGGGUACCAGCAGUUUAGCCUUCGGACUAUCCGCCUGCUCAUUUUCCAAUUUGGGAAUCCCGCUGAUCCUCACCGAAUUGGUCCCAAAGAGUUUUCCGAGUUAUGGAAUUGUCUUGGACAAUGGCGGGCUAUCUUUGAAAGAUUUGAUAGGGACAGAAUCUCGGAUAUGCAAUUCCACCCAACUGUUCUUCAACUCUUGAUCGAAAAAUAUGAUGACCAAAGUGGGAGGAGACCCGAUCUUUCCUUUGACAGUUUUGUCGAGUGUGGAAUGAUUGUGAAGGGUUUGACAGAGAAGUUUAAGGAGAAGGAUACACGAUACACGGGUUCAGCCACUCUUUCAUAUGAGACGUUUAUGACUAUGGUGAUUCCAUUUCUUGCAGCUGAAUAAGCAAAUAUGUAAAAGUAAAAAAGUUUGUGACUUUUAGGUUCAUUUUGGUUUUCUUUUUUUGUGGAUUUGUUUGAGUAAAUCUAAGAUUGUAGACCUUGAAGCAAUUCAUGGGUUGUUAAAAGUGUAAUGUCUUUAUUGCUCAAGGUUUAACAAGAUUUUUUCUUGUGUUAUAUGUGAAAAAUUGUUUAUACAAAAAAAAAAAAAAAACCAAUCUUUUGAUCAUGUAUUUUAAAGGUCAC
Lactuca saligna is the source of this 999-nucleotide messenger RNA. The record is from the annotation of a GenBank genome assembly. NCBI's taxonomy places the organism in Eukaryota, Viridiplantae, Streptophyta, Magnoliopsida, Asterales, Asteraceae.